AUGACGAUCGAACAUGAUUUCAAUAGUGAAGACAUUCUAUUUCCCAUAGAAAGCAUGAGCAGCAUGCAACGCACGGAAAAUAAUGCCUCGAAUAACAUCAAUAGCGAUAUUAUUCCGUAUUCUCUAGAUAUUAAAAACUCUGUCUUUGAUGGUACAGAUAUCAGUAACAUCCAAAACCAAGAAGCUCCAUUAACAUUUGGGCUUCCCCCAUUGUCUUUCGAUUCUCCACUACCUAUAGCGGAUACGAUACCCUCUACUACCGACAAUAGCUUACAUUUAAAAGCUAAAAGUAACAAAUAUUGUAGUACAAGAACUCAUAAAGAUGACAAUGAAGAUAGCAACACUGAUAACACUGAUAUCUCUGGGACAAACCAAUAUACAACCCUUACAUCUUCAUAUCCUAUGAACGAUAUUUUGUACAACAUGAACAAUCCAAUGCAAUCACCUUCGCCUUCAUCGGUCCCUCAAAAUCAGGUCACAAAUCUCCCCAUGAAUACAAUCAGCAACGAUAUUAGUUUAUCACCCCAAACCUCUAAUGGUAAUGAAACUCUCAUAUGCCCUCGAGCUCAACAAAAGACGACUAAUGAUGAUCAUCUAUCCUUCGCUAAUGCUCCUAAUCCGAAUUCUUUCAUUGACACUAAUCCAAACAACUUGAACGAAAGAUUAAGAAACCAACUGAACUCAAAUACAAAUUCAUAUUCUAACUCUAUUUCAAAUUCCAAUUCUAAUUCUGCAGGAAAUUUAAAUUCCAGUUAUUUCAAUUCAUUGAACAUAGAUUCCAUGUUAGAUGAUUACGUAUCGAGUGACCUUUUAUUGAAUGAUGAUGAUGAUGAUACUAAUUUGUCACGUCGAAGGUUUAGUGAUGUUAUAACAAACCAAUUUCCAUCAAUCACAAAUUCGAGGAAUUCCAUUUCUCAUUCGUUGGACCUUUGGAACCAUCCAAAAAUCAAUUCAAACAAUAGAAAUACGAACCUUAAUAUCACCUCCAAUUCUAACUCAAGUUCCAAUGCAAGUCCGAACACCACUACUAUGAACACCAAUACAAAUUUAAACAUUACAGGGAAUCCAAACAACAAUGAAGCUACUAUAGACAAUGAACUGACACAAAUUCUCAAUGAAUAUAAUAUGAAUUUUAACGACAGUAUGGGUGCCGCCACUUCUUUAAAAAACAACCCUGCUUGUCAAAAUUCUUUCGAUGCUAAUAGCAUGACAAAGAUAAAUCCAAGUCAACAACUGCAACAACAAUUAAACCGAUUUCAACACAAACAACCAACAUCAUCACAUAAUAACAGUAGCACCAGUAUGAAAUCUUCCAACAGUGAUCUAUAUUCAAGAAGGCAAAGAGCUUCCUUACCAAUCAUCGAUGACUCACUAAGUUAUGACUUGGUUAAUAGACAAAAUGAAGACGCCAAAAAGGAUAUGCUGCCGAAUGAAAACUCAACUUCAUCGCAACAAUUUAUCAAACCUUCAAUGAUUCUUUCGGACAAUGCAUCUGUUAUUGCAAAAGUGGUGACUACAGGCAUGACUAGCGAUAUGUCAUUUUUGACCGAAGAAGGUGAGCAGAAUUCAAAUACUACUCCCAAUUUUGAUCUUUCCAUGUCGCAAAUGAACAUGGCUCCAUUAUCACCGGCAUCAUCAUCCUCCACUUCUCUUACAACAAAUAACUUCUACCAUCAUUUCCCGCAACAGAACCACCACACCAUGAACUCGAAAAUCGGGUCCUCUCUCCGGAGGCGGAAAUCUGCCGUACCUUUGAUGGGUACAGUGUCACUUACGAAUCAACAAAAUAAUAUAAGCAGUACCAGCGUUAAUUCAAAUGGUAAUGGUGCUGGUGUAACGAAGGAAAGGAGGCCAAGCUACAGAAGGAAAUCGAUGACGCCGUCCAGGAGAUCAAGUGUCGUCAUGGAAUCAACAAAGGAACUUGAAGAGAAACCGUUCCACUGCCAUAUAUGUCCCAAGAGCUUUAAACGAAGUGAGCAUUUGAAGAGACACGUUAGAUCUGUUCACUCCAACGAACGGCCAUUUGCUUGCCAUAUAUGUGAGAAGAAGUUUAGUAGGAGCGAUAAUUUAUCGCAACAUAUCAAGACCCACAAAAAACAUGGAGACAUCUAA
Messenger RNA from Saccharomyces mikatae IFO 1815, 2112 nucleotides. RefSeq names its product stress-responsive transcriptional activator MSN2 (gene MSN2). Gene Ontology annotation, biological process: regulation of transcription by RNA polymerase II. Gene Ontology annotation, molecular function: DNA-binding transcription factor activity, RNA polymerase II-specific; RNA polymerase II cis-regulatory region sequence-specific DNA binding. The coding region runs from base 1 to 2112 and encodes 703 amino acids. Gene Ontology annotation, cellular component: chromatin. The transcript has a single exon. Lineage: Eukaryota; Fungi; Ascomycota; Saccharomycetes; Saccharomycetales; Saccharomycetaceae. The record is from RefSeq and is a predicted model, not a curated record.